AACCUUAACAAUUCCUGUGCUUUCUCCUCCCAAACCCAUGUCCUCCAAGAUCUCCAAACCCAAGAAAAAGACCUGUGCAUGCAACUUGAAGUCGCAGUGCAGGAAAAGGCAGAGAGUGAUAUCAUGUUGGGCAUGAGUAAAGAAUGCGUGGGGUCGCUGAUUGAUGAAGUUGCGAAGCUGAGGAGGAUGGUGCAUGAGAUGCAGCAGGCAAGUGCUGCAUGUGACAUGACUAUUGUGCAGUUGUGCAAGGAGUGGGACCUGGAGAGGGAGAGGGAGGAUGUUAAUGGGCUUAAUAUUGCUUUGGGUUUGAAGCAGCAAGAACUUGAACUUAACAUCGUGGCAUCAAGUACACCAGUUCCAAGCAGGGCUAUAAGACACUUCAAAAGAUGGGAGAUCAGGUUCAGACACACCUUCUGCAUCUUUAGUGCCUUGCGCAUUGUCAAGUCUCUGAAUCAGUGUUGCACUUACCCACAGUGCAUUGUGCAUAUCAAUGCCACCACCAACCCCCUGGAAAAUGAGUCCUCUAGCUGUUACAGGCCUGGAAGACUGAUAUCACAUAAGUCUUUGCCUGUCCAAUUUCAGCACCAGAAGCCUGGAGCAACUCUUGCCAGCAGCAGCAAUAAUGGUGCUGCUAUGGUAAGAACCCCUCCUCCCUUAGACUCAUCCACCUACCACUCUCAGGAUCAGGGCAAUGACUAUGACCAUGAUAGUCACCACCAAUCCAAUCAAUUUUGGGGUUGGGAGUUGCAGUCGCUGCCAAUCUGA
This is a messenger RNA of Suillus subaureus, 765 nucleotides long. RefSeq lists its product as uncharacterized. NCBI's taxonomy places the organism in Eukaryota, Fungi, Basidiomycota, Agaricomycetes, Boletales, Suillaceae. The coding region runs from base 79 to 765 and encodes 228 amino acids. The transcript has 5 exons. The record is from RefSeq and is a predicted model, not a curated record.